UAGCCCCGAUCCGCUCCUGUCGUUGUCGCUGUUUUUGUUGGUGUCGUUGUUGUCGUCGUCGCGCCGGCGACGAGAGAGCCUGCUCAUCAGCUGCGACAUCAAAACCGUUGAGGCUUAUGGAUUCGCCGGCGUCCUCGAGGAUCGACGCCCCAUCGGAAAAUCCGGAGGCUCGAAUCCUCCGCGCUCUCGUUUGAGGAAAUAUUCGACCCGCUGCGCGCUCCGUUGAACGAACGCACUUCCGGCCAACUUUGAGACUCGCGCCGGGACUCCGAGGAUUCCAAGUCGGGAUCGAGCACGAGGAAGAGGAAGAAAUAGCCGCACCGAGACGGUGUUCGACGAAUGCCAAACCCCGAGUUUGAUGAGAUAAUCGAAGUCGAUUCAGUCACCAUUGCCAAUAAUCGCAACGAAUAUUUACUCGUAAACAGAAAAGUGAUUGUCGGGGAGUUAUACGCGAGGUGAAAAAGGGCGCAUAGGAACAUUGGAAUCGAUCGUGUUAGUAUUUCGUAGCGGGUAUGACGGCAAAGUCAGGAGGUUCAUUAGAUUUUGCCGCGGAGUAGUUGCACGCAUUUAUUAUUUGACGAGUGUUCCGGUGCGCGCGUGCGUGCCAUCGGAAUAAAAAAGUGUGAAAAUACUUCGGACAAAUGCAGACCUCAGCAGCGACGUAUUAAACGCGCUCUUCGCGAAGACAAAACGCGAAGAAUAAUAAUAACAAUCGAGAGGCAAAGCAUCCUGAAAACGCCCUCAGACGACGCGAGCAUUUUUUAAAUCGAUCAAAAUGUCGCGCAUCUGCGUUGUAACGAGAGGUAAAUCCAGCCUCGUAUCCGUCAAAUACCGCCGAAGAAUACAGUCCUGGAUGCUGAGCAUCGUUCCGAUGUUCUUCAUACUAGUCACACUGCCCCAUGAAAUACACUGUGGUCGCCACGAGAAGCAACUACUCAAUAAUUUACUAGCUAAUUACAACAUCCUGGAACGACCAGUCGCCAACGAGAGCGAACCCCUCGAGGUCAAAUUCGGCAUAACUCUUCAACAAAUAAUCGACGUGGACGAGAAGAACCAGAUACUGACUACGAAUGCGUGGCUGAAAUUGGAAUGGAACGACUACAAUCUCCAAUGGAACGAGACCGAAUACGGUGGAAUAAAAGGUCUCCGAAUAACUCCAAACAGGCUUUGGAAACCGGACGUUCUCAUGUAUAACAGUGCGGAUGAGGGUUUUGACGGGACGUACCAAACAAACGUGGUGGUCACGCAUAACGGCAGUUGCCUGUACGUCCCCCCGGGCAUCUUCAAGAGCACAUGCAAGAUAGACAUCACUUGGUUCCCCUUUGACGACCAACACUGUGACAUGAAGUUCGGAUCCUGGACCUACGACGGCAACCAGCUUGAUCUGGUACUCAACUCGGAGGAGGGCGGUGACUUGUCUGAUUUCAUCACGAACGGAGAAUGGUACCUCAUCGGUAUGCCGGGCAAAAAGAAUACGAUUAAUUAUCAGUGUUGCCCGGAGCCUUACGUCGACGUUACCUUCACGAUACAGAUUCGCAGGCGAACCCUGUAUUAUUUCUUCAAUCUCAUUGUGCCCUGUGUACUUAUAUCGAGUAUGGCACUGCUCGGCUUCACCCUCCCACCGGACUCCGGCGAGAAGCUCACCUUAGGAGUGACCAUCUUGCUAUCGCUGACGGUGUUCCUGAAUCUCGUCGCCGAGACCCUGCCCCAGGUCUCCGAUGCGAUACCCUUGUUAGGAACGUACUUCAACUGCAUCAUGUUCAUGGUCGCGAGUAGCGUCGUACUCACGGUCCUCGUGCUCAAUUAUCAUCACAGAACUGCCGAUAUUCACGAGAUGCCGCCAUGGAUAAAAACGGUGUUCCUACAAUGGUUACCUUGGAUACUGGGCAUGUGUAGGCCCGGUAAAAAGAUAACGAGAAAAAGUAUCAUGAAGAGUCACAGAAUGAGAGAGCUCGAGCUCCAGGAACGAAGUAGCAAGAGCUUAUUGGCCAAUGUUCUCGACAUCAACGACGAUUAUCGUCACGUGAACGCAUCAACGAAUUCAGCACAGGGCUACAUACGUUCGAGAGAGUGCCCAUUUAGCAGUAGGUCGACGUACGGUACACCAGUCGCUGGUCGGCCGGCAACGGUCGAAGAAACCUCGGCGUCCUUGCCACUGAAUGGUACGCAGAGAGAACUCCAGACGAUUCUGAAGGAGCUUCAAUUCAUCACGAAUCGUAUGAAGAAAGCCGACCUCGAUUCGGAAGUGAUAAGCGACUGGAAGUUCGCGGCGAUGGUCAUCGACAGGUUUUGCUUGAUCUCGUUCACGCUGUUCACGGUGAUCGCGACGGUAGCUGUGCUAUUCUCAGCGCCACACAUAAUCGUCCAGUAGUAGACUGCCCAAGCCCAGCAGCCAUCGAACAACGCUACCGAAAACACGACGACCGCCUCUUCCUGAUUCUAGAAAGGAAGAUGACGGCGUCAGAAACAUCGAGGUAGCGGCUGUGCAACAAUAUUAGUGUUAGUGGAUUAGAUUGCUGGUGGUUAUUAGCACACCACCAGUGGCAAGCAGGAGCAGCAGUUAAUUAGAAGUCUCACGACGAUCAACAAUCACCAGAAUAUCGAAAGGGAAAAAAACGAAACCGAAAAAUAGUAAAACGGAGCAAAACCGAAACGAGGCUCAGGAGAGUGAGAGGUGUUCGGGUAACGAAGGUUAAAAAGGAAGCUCCUCUGGAGCGGAGGGGACGCUCGUUUCGUAAAACUACGAAGAAACGCCUUGAAUCGACCACGAAAUGAUAAAAUCUCCAAAUCUUUCAACCUUUAUCGACCUUUCUACGCAAUUCUACUCGUUAACGACAUGCGAACGACUGUAAACAAUCGUCCGAGGUCCGGCAAGAUUGACUUCACGCACUAUACCUAAAUCUGUAUAUCAAAUACACCAACUAAAACGAAAUAACGGAGGAGCAAGAGGAGCCAAAAACUGUAUGAAUCACCAGGAUAAAUUUAGGGAGAGCGCUUUACGCCACUGGGAUUUUUCUCUUAAGUUAAUUCGCGAUGCUUUGCGCCUUUUCCUCCUUAAAUAAUGGGCACUUCCGGCCCUCUCGAGGGUGGGGAGGUGCGCGUCGCUUGUGCAUUUUGUUGUGCGACGCUGGCCAUGAGAUUUUUCAUUUCCGAUGUCAUUAAGCACGCAAGUGCCUAUAGAUUGAAUCGCGAAGCGCAAAGUGACUUUAUUCAAAUUGCAAAUCUUAAGUGGACCCUUUUGAGCUCCUACCCGAUGGCGUUAGCGUUGCAGCUCCGCGUUUUCCUCACGUUUGUCUCCCCACGAAAUUAUCUCCCCAAAGGAAUAAUGUCGCGAUCGAGGAAUAUCGAUAAUCGAAAAGUUUUAAAGAAAUACGAAACAAAAGUAGCGUUUAUAGCGCAUUUUAAACACGUGCGCUUUGGUUUUUUCUUUUUUUUUUCAAUUUGUUUUUUUUUUCUUUUUUCAUUUGUGUGUAUGUACGAAAACGAAGAGCUCACAAAGAAAUCGAAACUGCCACUGGCGAGUUCGCUAUAAAAUAUAUAUAAAAACAAAUCAAAUUGCAUUUCAUGGGGACGAGGCGUGUGUCAGCUCAUCUCGUUUUAAUGCCAAACGAAAAAUAACAAUAAACAAAGAAUAAGGAGUAUAAAGAUGAUAUUUUGACGUUUCCAAUUAAAGCAUCGUACGUGUCUCGUUGUCUUUCGACAACGAGGAGUGCGGCAAUACGACUUUUGGAACGACGACGCGGUUACGAGACGUCGCUGCUUCUUGCUUCCUUUGAUCUCGUCGGUUCGUACACUGGAACGAGCUCGUGUGACAAUUCCAUUAGAGUUACGUAUAUCUUUCUUUGUAUUCGUUUGAAAGUUGGAGCCGACGGUGAAGUUUGUUUUUACCGCACGAGAAGCCCCCCUCCCCCCGCCCCCCCGAGACGCCACAAAUUUCCUAAUGAAUUGAUGCUUUUAAACGAAUGAAAUGAGUUCAACGCGAUAAAGUUUUUUCGCGGAUUCGGGAUAUUUUUUGGUCAAUCAACGUCGUCGCAUCGUGUCACUAUGGAGAGCCCCGCGGGGAGCAGGCUCUGACUUCUCUCGCUGUUGUCCAUCAUAUAAUUCGAUAGGAAGGCUUCACGUGUAAUUUGCCGUUGACGAGAGCCGCCGCCGCGUUCCCUCUCAUUUCGCUGACAUAAGUCGAUUAAAAAAAUAUGACGAGGAAGAAAAAGGGCGAAAAAAAUAGCGUUCGGAUAUUGGCAUGAGAUUGCCGAUCGAUAGCUCUUAUUCGCUUCGCUUUAAUUUCAAUUAACGCGCGCCCAGCCCUCUCAACUGUCAUUCGGGGGAGGGGGAGAAAAAAAGGAAAAAGUUUGCGCGACUUUUCUGCUCUCGACGCUCGCACGCAUUUCAUUCACCCUCUUUGUGCUACCACUCGCGCAUUUCCCCCGCCAGAGUUCACUUACGCUUCUUUAUCCUUAUUGAAGACUAUUGAAAAUGGGAAUUUCAUUAGACCAAUCGUAAUUCGAUUUAUUAUUUUUAUCGAUGUGUCGCGAGCCGCGUUCACGAUAACGGUGAAGGAGAAAGUUUCGUCAGAGCAAACGCGCUCGGAGAAUCGGAGAGAAUGAAAAACUCCGCGUAUUCAAGUAUCUCGGUGAUUAAGCAACUUUUCAUUAAUCGAGAUUGAGACACACGUUUUUCCACAUUUUUAUUCAACUUUCAAAGACGAAGAUUCCUCUUCGCCUUAAAUUUACUUCGGCAUCGAAGCAGCUGAAAAAUGUGACUGCUCGCGUCGUUCCAAAAGUCCUGCGGGUCCAAAUGCCACUUUUCUCCAUUUCUCACGCAAUAACAACCCAUUUUCUCAGUCUCUAUCUCUCUCACUCUCACUCUCACUCUCACUCUCUUUCGCUGUAACGAGGAUAAAAGGAAAGACGAGAAAAAAAAAAGGUGGAAAGGAAAGAGUUGUUUCGUAGUGCCACGGCGGGACGUCGAUGAAUCGAGAAAAUAAGUCGAGAAUGAGAAAAAUAUGCUGCAGCCUGAAUAACGUUAAAUAACAACGAUAAUCCACCCUCUCUACGAAGAAGAGUUUUUAAUAUCACAUACACACAAAUGUAGUGACACAGUUGUAAUCGCGUGCGCUGGGCUUGAAGCUAAAUUUAGCUCGUAAUCAUUUAUCCGCUUCUGCGGCGAGACUUUUACGAUUGUGCGCUUUUAUCUCAUCACAUAAUUUUAUCACAUGAUUGUAACAUUAUGUAUGGACACACACACACACACACACACACAUACACAUUUCGAUCUUGUGGGAGGAGAAAAAGUCGGAGCUUUUUUUAUCGCGUAAGUUUUCGUGGCUGAGAUUGGAGCGCCAAUCGUAAGAGUUCUCCAAACGUUAUAGAAAAACGUUUUUAAUUCCACGGAUGUAUGCUAAAGUGUUCCAAAUUAAUUGAGGUACAAUACAGCCAAAGUGAAGAGAAAAAAUGAAAUAAAAUAAAAAUAAAUACGAGAAAAUGAAAGAUGAAGAAGCAAAUAUCUCGAAUAAAUAAUUGACAUAGACGAGUACGAAAGUAUCCCGAGGCGUGAUGGGACGAAGAAUAAAAAGUUUAAACAAUAACGUGGAUGAGUCUUCGACGAGGGAAUAAACGUCUAUUCGAAACGAAAGAUUGAAAUAUUGCAAUUCAUUUGAAUCGUCACUCUCAUUGCGCAUUAUGAAUAAACAGCAGAACAUCCAUACACACGUAAAUCGUAAUUUUCAUUCAUAUAUUAUUAAUAGAAAAUCAAACAACAUUAAUUUAGGCCAUGUGGAGCGAGAAAUUUCGAGUUUUGCGUUGAUCCUCGUUGGGUCGUCGGAUCGCGGCAGGUUUUUCGGUGAUCGGUGUAGAUGACUCGGAAUCAAAGUUACUUUUGUUGCCUCGAAACUUGGGCCGAAUUGAAUCCGUUAUGGAGAGAUGAAAAAAGCAUUUUAAUGGAGGUUCGAUUAAUUGACACUCGAGCUGGAACGAGCUGCGUGGAGAAUAUAAAUCGCGCGUCAAAGUCGCUCGCUCUUUUCAGGUAGUUUUUCAGAAUUCAUUUUCUGUCGGUGAAUACAUUGAAAAGAGCAACCUCAUCUUCGACGUAAACGUCGCCGAAUUUUUCGCCUUUACGACAAAACUUUUAUCCCUCGCGCGCGCAUUUUUACAAAAGAGUACGUAAAAACGAGGGUGGAAGGAGCAUAGGAAGAAAAAAGGGGAAAUUGUGACGGGUGACGUAGUCGAGUCGCGAUGAAAGACGAUAAUAAUUGCGGCGUACCAAAAGGCAAAAAGUCCGAGGGAGAUCACAGAGGAACGAGUCCUCGGGGAAAUUCGUAAAGUUCGCGUACAUAUAAUACGAAAACGGGUCGUUCUACCCGAGUUUCUGCCAGUUUCGAUGCUCGUAAAACUCCUCCUCACCCUUGGUGGUAAGGUGAACACUUGAGGAAAACCAUGCUAACCCAUUGCCAGAAACUUUCAAACUCCUUCGAGUAUACCGCGCCCGCGUGCGAGUUCUCAAUUUACGUUUUAUCCCAACGUUUUCCCCUUUCUAUCGAAUAUAUCAGAUUCUCCGAUCACUUUAAGAUUUCUCUCGUGCGACAAUGUUAAAAAUGUGGGAUCGAGUGACAAAACGUUUACGAGUUCGCGGUAUCGAGCCCCCGAAUAUGCUCACGGGCAUAUUUGAUACAUUCCCGAAAACCCCAAACUCCCACAAAUCGUUUGAUUUCGAAUCGAAGUGGAAAAAAAAAUAAAAAUAAAUAAACCCCCCCCCCCCCCCCGCAACGGGGAGCCGUUACGCAGAGAAGUAUUUCCGUUCCCGUCGAGCCAAUAAUUCCGCAUUCCCCCAUCGAGUGCGUCGAACCCUUUCGUUUUAUACCCCCCCGAUUUAUUUCCGCUUUCGAUAUCCUUCCGCCCUGAAAAACCUAUAAAUCAAGAAUUAUAUACCUGCGAAUAAGGUGCUUUAAAUUCUGAGCACGAUGGGCCCCUCGCCGCGAGAAAUUGCGAAUAAAUCCAGCCACCAAUGAGCCUCUCGAAAUCUCCAGUAAUUGGCAAAUAUAUCAGACUCUUUUUGUAGCCGCUAGUUCAAGAGCCAAGCCUUAUUUUUCGAUAAUUGCUCUCUCCCCGGGCAUCAACAACGUUGAUAAAUGCGUCAUACCUUUAACGAGUUUUGGCCGACGAUUCCCCGAUAAUAUAUUUUUCAAAUAUUCCCUGUUCCUCGGGCACAAUUUUUCUCCUUUUUUCUCACAAUCCCAAACUACGAGAACAUUAGAACGAAAAUAAGAGCGGCUACUCCCCCUUCCCCGUUAAAUUGCCACUCGCGAUUAUGCCUGCUGAUCGAACGAGGAUCAACGUGAAAGAAAAUUCAGACAAGGUCCUGUUAAUAUUAUAAAUAAAAUAAAUAUCGUAUAUGAAUAAAAAUACACAUAAAUGUGUCUGUAUUUAUAUGUAUAUAUAUAGAAUAUAUAUAUAUAUAUAUAUAUACAAGUAAAUACACACGAGGAUAUAUAAACACGAGGUAAUGUAAGAUAAACGAGAAACCGCUAAAAUGAACAAUAUAAAAAUGAAUAAAAACAAAAAUCGAGCGUUAAACUAUUGGAUAAUAUGAUGAAAAGAAUGAAGAAGAAGGUGAAGAGGAAGAAGAAGAAGAAGAAGAAGAAGAAAAGUAAACAAAAGAGGAAAAAAGCACACUGUUAAUGAAUUGUAAUAUUGACUAAUUAAUUAACGAACUAAACACAAAGGAAUUGAAUUAGGUUACUCGGGAAAACGCGCGUCGUCCGAUCCCAAUAUUUGUCUCUAAAUAUUCCUAAUUAUUAUACGUAAUAUUUGCGAAAAUACAAAAGAAAGAGAAACAAGUAAAGUGAAAGAUUUAAUUUUAAAUAAACUGAUCGGGACGAAUUGAGAGGAAAAAAAUAAAAACAAACAAACCCAAAGGAAUAAUGAAGUAAAAAAUAUCGUGAAAAAAUCGGAGUUUUAAUAUUUCAUAAUAAAAAGAACAAACGCGUAGAAAUUAAAGGGAGGAUUAAGAGAACAAAACAAAAAACAAGAAGAAGAAUGAAGAGAGAUGCAAAGUCAAUCAGGGCUAGAAACGUGUGGGGACCCCCCUGGCGUGCGACGAAGUCGAUGCGCGAAAAAUGAGAGAAUUCGCUGCGCGCUUCGCGCCCGUUAUUUCGUCGCUCAAGACGUUUUUCACGCACGCUUUUCGAAAUAUUCUGCCAAAUAAAUUUGAUAAAAUGAAAAUCGGUUGAAAAAAAAAAAAAGAAAAAAACAAAAACAAAUUAAAUCUAUAUUGACAGCGCGCGUUAAUCAAUGCAAAGGUCUCUCGUUGUCACAGGAAUUCAAAUAAACACGGUAUUGCGCGUAUAAUAUUCACGAUAAUAAUAAUAAUAAUAAUAAUAAUAAUAAUAAUAACCUGAUCGAGGAACAAUGUCUUGGGAUAUGAUAAUGUUUUUUCAAAAACUAACACUCAAUCGAUUGCCAUAUGAAUUUGAUAAUUUUGCAGAGCACCCAGAAAAAAUGAACUCACACACUCUCUCUCUCUCUCUCACACUCUUUCUCUCUCUCUCUCACUCUCUCUAUAGAUAUACCGCUAAUUGUAUACCGACGCACUCAUCAAAUCGCCAUCCUGACGACCGAAUCCAUUUCCUUAGAUAAACAAUUAAAAAAUUGAUGCCCAACAACGCAUGAGAAUUGUCUCGUGUCGUAGUUAAGGAUAAAAAAGUUUUUAAAUAACCAAAAAGCCGCGGGAUAUGCUCAAAAUGUAGAGGAAUACACUUUCUCGUACAUGUUAUUGUAUAUUUAAAAAAAAAAAAAAAAAGAGAGAAAGAAAACGUUCAUUUAGGAUGAACACUAAUAAAAGAUAUUAAAAAAAAAAUAAAAAAACAAACAAACAAAAAAAAAACAAAAAAAAACAAGAAAACAAAAAUAUAUAUAAAAAUAAGAAAAAAAUAUGUUGCAAUAUUAAGGACUGAAAGGACCGUUGAUAAUGACUGAACGAAUAUAUAUGCAUAUAUGAGUGCCCACGUGUUGAACUGUUUGUGAAUAAAUAUAUGAAAAGAAAGAAAAAAAAAAUACAAACAAAAAACCAAAAUGAAAAAAAAAAAAGGGAAAAAAUGUUGUACGAGUGUGUCGAAGAAUCGAGAUGACAGAAUGAUCGAAUAGUUGAAUCGUAAUACGUAAUAAAAUGGAAUUUAAUAAUAAAUGAAUAAAAGAAAAAGAAAGAAGGAAAAAAAGGUACGAGCGAAAGAUCGAGGAUCGUGGAGAAAUAUACGAGUGUAGAACUUACGUUAAGAUUGAUAAAAAAAAAAAACAAACGGGACAAGAGUUUAAAGGGGGUCAGGAAAUUCGUCUUAUCCGUCCCUUGAGAGACCACGAUCCGAAACAGACUAAUAAUUAAAUAAAUUUAUUAAAACGACAACCAAGAAAUGAAUGGAGUUGAGCCUGGUGGUGUCUCGUUUGGAGUCUUGAUUCACUCGGGGAUUUCAUGUUUCCUUGUUUUUUUUUUUUUUUUCUCCCUUCUUCAUUCAACAUUUUAUCGUUUAUUAACUAAAAAUAUUUUGUUUCACAGCCACGAAAUGGAAUGUUUUUUUAUUCCAAUAACAAUUCGAACCGUUAAUUGGGGUAAAUUGUAAUGGAAAACCAAAUGAGAGAGCACAAAUCCGCGUUAGUGAAUCAGAGUUCCAAAGAUCGAGUAACGUAUGCAUUAAAAUUGAGUAAUUAAAGACCGCAGUAAAAUGCACAUCGAGCUUUGACUCGGAUAAAUAUACAAUAAUGCGAUGAAUUUAAAGUACCGUUAAAGAUUAAUAACGAUAUUAGAUAAAAUGAAAUAGCCGCGUCGCUCGUAAGAGCGAUUCCCGACGAAAAUAUCGAGACUCGCAAGACGUCAAGGAAAUCCUACGCGUAGAUAAAAAUUCUUCUUCUUUUUUAUUAUUUCGAAAAAGAUAAAGACAAAAGCUCGAGAAUCGAUCCUACGUGCGACGCAAGGCGUCUGUACACUCUUUAUCAUUUGUAUUCAAAGUUUACACAAAUUUUAUCCGACAAGUUUUAUCGUAUACUUUACAACAACAGCAACAACAAAACUUUUAUUCUACUACCUUGUACAUGGGACAGGAGGGAGUCGCCCAGCGUCAAAAAGCCGGAAACUAUCGCGGAGGGUAGGUCGCGCCAGUACGCGAAGGCGUGCAUUCAUUCGAAUGUGAAAAAAGGGCCCCCGUGGUGGGGCCGGGGAAGAGAAAAUAAAAAGCUACAAUAAGCCAAAUGUACGACGAGAUUCCAUUAGUCGCGCACACUCGUUUCUAAACCUACCCCCCACGAUCGAAAUUAAAAAUUUUAAAAUUAAAAAAAAAAAAAAAAAAAAAAAAAAGAUAGAGAGAAAGAAAAAAGAAGAAAAGUGAAGAUUUGCGGAACAAACGAAAACAAAGCUAAUAACGAAGCCAAGAUGGAGAAUUGAUAAAGAAACACGAAAGCAGGUACGGCGACGUAUAACAAAUUGUAUAUUUUGCGCCAACUCGUUUCAAUCCUCACACGCGAAAAUAUGUAUAAUUAUAUAGGGAGCAGCACAAGUUUUUUUGGGUCAAGGGAUAACGCGUGUCUGGACAACGAAUACGCCUCGAGUUUUCCCGCCUCACAAAUAUGUAAGUUUUCCUCCUCGAGCUUCGUACUUGUAAUAUCAAAAUUUUUAUAAUAUACACAAGCCACACACGCUCACACAGACGCACACUAAGAAAUAUUUAUCUAUAUGUACGUAUGAGGCGUAUGCGAUAAUCAGCAUAUUCGCGCGAGCUACGAAUAACCUCCUUAAAGCCCCAAUAUUUUCCUUGCAUUACGAGCGUUCAAUGGACCGCGAGACUCGCGAGUUUAUCCUGCCAGAUGAAAAAGCCAAAGGAGCCGGUUAACGGAGCGGCGAAUCUCGAAUUAUUGAAAAUUGGCAUUUCACACGCGCAUUUAACGUUAUCCGCAGCUGCCCUCGUUAUUCUUAAGUUUUUUAAUUAUCCGCAAGUACAAGGUUGAGCGUUCGUUAGCCGGAUGAACAAAACUCGGGGAAAAAAACAAUCUCGAAGCCGCUACCCUCCUUAACGACGCAUUCGUUUCCUCUCGUGCUUUAUAUAUACUCCAGAAAAUCCGAAACUACUCCGCGAACGACCAUUACCUGAUAUAGCCUAAGAUCGCUCAACACACACACACACACACACGCACACACACACACACACACACGCUUAUCUUCGCGCGUUGCCGGAAAUUGCAUGGAUAUUUUUGUAUCGUUGAAACACACUCGAAUCUAAGUCGCUUAUCUCCAUCGUCGCGCCUCCUUUUCAGAACCCCCCCGGUGCUCCGUCGCAAAUUUACGUAUUCGCGAGCCAACGCACACUCACACGGACACAUACACACACGCGCACACAGCAUAACCGCAGCCCAAAGAAACUGUUGCUUCCGAAUAAGAGACGAAGGACGACUUUGCCGCGAUAAUAUGUAAUAUGCCAAUAAGAGUUAUAUUUAUAUUGAUAAUGUUCACCGUUAUUUAUCGCGUUAUUUAUCAAUAUUAUUAAAGAGACAAGAUUCUAUUCGAGAGAUUUGAGGAAAAUUUUAUUAAUCGCAGCUUCGUUUCUCCGCGCGCGUUGACGAUCGAUAAAAGAGCUGUUUGAAAUAACGAUUGCUUGUACAUAAACCAAUAAGGAGAGUCGCUUUGCAGGGCUGCGAAACGAUCUCGAUUUUCUCAGCAAUAGAAUAACGACACGUUUGUUGCACAAGUUCGGAGAAACGUAACAACGAGAGCGAAUUCUUUCAAUAAAUAUAUUUACGAUAAAAGUGCUUAAUCUCCGUUGUUGUUUGAAAUAAAAUUACGUUGUUGUUGCUGUGAUCGCUGUUUCUCGCAAAUCGUUUAGUUCGUCGUUAUUGACCAACGAUCGAAUCAACGAACAUUAUCACAAAUGCACAUUGAACGUGUGUACAAACAUAUAGAUUUAUCUACAGAGCAAAGCAAGCGACGAGGCGGCGGUAAGGGUUGAGGAGGGUCGGGAGUAGAAAGAGGAUGAAAUUUUUAAAUAUCGGGCGGAGUCGUCGUUGGUCGAAAAAUUUUUUAACUACCUACAUACGAUUGCGUAUAUUGAUUAUUCAAAAGAAUUUGAAACAAUUAAACACGGGAAAUUAUGAUAAUCACUUUUGUAUUUUUACGUAAAAUAACCAUGACCUAGAAAUAAUAAUUAACGAUAAUACGUAAGAUAUUAAAAAGCCAAACAAACAAAAAAGGGAUGAGGAGAGUCGAUAAAGCGAUUAAAAUAAGCCAAGCGCGCGGUGUGGGUGAGAAGAAGGGAAACCGAAAACACACAAUAAAAGGCAAAACGCAAAAACGACAUGUUACUGCGUAACUUUUCAUACGAGAGUGUUGCCUUGCGAGUGCGUGCGUGCGUGCGUGCGUGCGUGUGUUUGCGUGCGUGAAAGUCGUGCGAGAUAUGACACACACAAGAUUAAACGUAAGAGUGCGACGAUGCGAUUAUAUUGUUUAAGAAAAAACGGGGUGAGAAAAAACGCAGAAAAAAAAAAAGCAAACAAACAUAAGAAAUUGUUUCCGUAAGUGUAAUUGAGGAGUCGAGGGUGAGUGGCCUGCUUUGUAACGAGUAUAUUUGUAAAUGCAACCAUGCCGUUGCCUCGAGUCGACGCGAUUCGGCCGAUUCCAAUGCAAAUAUCGCGGUAUGAACGAGAUAACAAAAAAUAAUGAGAGUCGGGAGAGAAAAUCAUUCACGAUUAUUAUUAUAGAUUAUUAUUAAAUAUAUAUAUAUAUAUAUAUAUAUGGAAAGUGCGCUCCUGAAAAACCGACGAUCGUUCGCACCUUAAAAACACGUCGGGAGUCGUUGUUGUUGCUAAUUUUUCUUUUUCUACAGCAAUGCGAACACACUUUCCGACUAAAACCAUAGCAUACACAAUGACCACAUAUGAAUGAAGUGUCGCGCGAUAUCAUUAAUCGCCCACGAAACUAGCGUUCACGGACUAUUCAUGUAUAUCGUUUGCUUAGGCCGUAAUUAUCGAAAUGAAAAGAAAAAACAAAACAAAAUAUAUUGAAGAUAAUAAAAAAAAAAAUGGAAAAAAAAAGAAAAAUUUUUAAAACAGAGAGAGAAUACGAGAGAAGGUGCGAGAAACCAACAACGUGAGCGUACACACUCGUAUUGACAAGCCACACGCGACGUUGCGUUUUUGUACAUAAAUAUUGCCAUCGUAAUAAUAUUGAUUAAUGUUAUGCGUAAGUAUAAACGAGAGGGUGUAUGGGACGAAUAUUAAGGGGGCGGGAAGGGAGGAGGAGAAAAUAGAAAAUAGCGCGUUUUAAUCGAAAUUUCGUUGAUAUUUCGUUGGCGUUACGAUUCAAUGUGGAUGGCGCGACUCUGCUGAGGCCAAAGUCACCGAGCCCGGGAUCGAGAGCAGUUUUUACUUUUUAUUUAUCUCAAUAAUCGCGAGUUUCGUAGAGUUGAAAAACCUCGGGGACUGGGGAUCGAUUUUUGUGCAAGGCUCAGUGUAAAUUUGGUCUUUAGGUGUGAAGAAAAAGCUCGGAUCGCGUUGAGUUUUUUAGAUGGUGAUAAAAAAAAGGUAAUUUCGUUAAUUCUGAACGUUCCAAGGUUUUGUUGAGCAAAUUCGCCUAAAUAAAAGCAAGAACGCGAAGGAAAAAUCAUUCUCUCACGCUCGGUCAAACUUCCCAUCGGAUAAUCAAACGAUGGUAGGAAACUGGAAGAAACGUUGCGUACAUCGAUGCUCUCGUACGUACGCUCUCAAAAUACUUAAAAGUCUUUCUCUCACUCUCGAUCUGUCUUGACUAUACCGAAUAAUGAGAAAAACAAAAGAAAACUAAAACGAGGAAGAUUCAAAGAUGGAAGAGACGAAUGGCUGUCGUAUAAUUAAACGUAACUCAAACCUAUCUCGUAGUGUUCGUUCCAAAUCUUAAGAGCACCGUCUAUCGUAGAGAAUCCUAGUCCGUAGCAAUCGCAGCGAAAUCUUCCACGAGCUUCAAUCCGCGAGUUUUAAAAAUUCGCAAGAAAUUAUAACCCGAAGAGUUAAUGACGCUAAGGAGAGUCGAAAGCUGGCUCCGUCGACUUGACGAAAAAUAUUUUCGGCCACUAACACCCGCCGCGCCCACACACACACACACACACACGCACACACAACAUUUGCUCAAAUAUAUUUUCACGAAUAAAAUCUUUUCUUACUUUUCCCCUUUCAUUCUCCAAAUAAAUGUUCGUGCGCGCAACUUUUGCUACAGAUAUUUCGUCAAAUCGAUCGUAAAAGCUCGGGAUAACACUCUGUCAGUAAUCGUAUUUGUAUAAACGCUUCGAAAUUAAAUCUCCCUAACUACAACCCAUUUUCCCUCUCCCCCUUUCUCUCUGUUUCCCCAUUUCCCUCCCUCUCUUCUCGGUCUCUCUUUCUCUUAGUCUCUAAUGUAUUGUCUCUCGCGAAUAACACGUAGGCAUCCGUUAGAAUUCGAAAGAAAAAAAAAAACUCAACAAAAGCUGGGGAAAAAAAUUAAAAAACGAAAAAAACAAAAAAAAAACAAGUGCGAAAAAAACCGACCCGAGCUAACCGUAAAGCGCAUCAUUAAAGAGAUUGAAAAUCCGACUAACAGAGAGUAUGACACGAAAUUGAUGACUAAUGGUUCAGUUCCAAUGGGAUGCGUGAAUCGUUUCCAUCGAAGCAAUUCGUUGCCUGAUUACAUACCGGGCGAAUUACGCCGUACUAUUUAAUAGGGCCUAAGUAUCGAUUAAUUCGUAUGCGAGACUCGAGCGAACCGAGUCCAUGGACGAAUCUGACACUUCAUUUAUCCCUCGAAGUAGAUUCUGAAUAAAUUCAAUGAGGGGAUGGUAAUUGGCGGGAUGGAAACCGCGGUAAAACCCUAUUUUCGCAACACCCAGCGCGUUCCUCUCUCUCUCUCUCUUUCUCUGAGUCUGUCUCUGCGUCUCUGUCUAUCUCUUUCGUAAUUUUCUUUUUCCUCGUUCUCUAAGAAGCAUUCGAGUGAGAGACCGUGCGAAUUAUUAGCCGAAUAAACUUUGUUAUCGAAUGCGGGAGAUUAGCCGAGAAGCGUGUGGUUCGUGUUGACGGAAUAGUAACUAUGGCGACGAGUAGAAUUCCGUUUUUCUCGGUGUAUCAUUUUCGCGGUUAAAGUAAAUAAAUUAUAAUAUUAAAUCGAGGAAGCAGCCAAUUUUCGUCGCAACGAAUAAGCGAUUUUAAUAAUCUGCCUGGUCCGUUGGGGCUCCGACGUAAGAGAGCGAGCGAAUGUGAUUGUGUAUUUGUGUGUGCCUGGAUGCAUGUCAGCGCACGUUGCGACGAAAAUGUUUCUCCCUCGUAUUUGUUGAGACAAAAUACACGAAAGAAUAAUUUAUUUAACGAAUAGCUAAUAAACAAAUGGUACCGAGACACCUUGACGUUUUCCAAUCUCAAAUAAGCCUCGUUGUAAUCUGCUGGCAGAAAGAGCUUCACCAAUAAUCUCUUUGUUUUUCUCUUCCGAAACGAGGACUAAUCAUUUUUUUCAAAUUCCCCUCAAAAUACCAAGAUUUUAUGACUAUCAUUUUUCCUCGGCUCCACGAUUCGAUGCAGUCGAUUGACAUGAAUUAAAUUGUAUGUGAACUGUAUUAUUAAGUGUAAAAACAAAGAAGAAAAUAAUGUGGGAAAAGAUUAUAUUGAAAAAAAAAAAAAAAAAAAAAAAAUACAAAAACAAAAACAACCAAAAAGAAAAAAAAAGCGAACACAAUUUAUUAAUAAUUAUAAUAAUAAUAAUAACGAGAGGGAAAAAAAAGUUGAAAGGCAACCGAGAUUAUACGAUUAAUAGUGUGACGACGAGCCAUUAAUGGAUCUUCCAAUGGAACAAUUCGUAAAUGUAAUGACGCCCGAAACGACGUUGUACCGCUAAUUAGUAAUUUUAAGAAAACUACCGAUUGUACUGAAGAAAAAAAAGAAGGAAAACAACAACAUGUGUUAAUAUUAAAUAUGAACAAUGUAAUUCCCUUGUAAUUACACAUAUGAAAUACAGAAACAUAUUACUAAUAUUAAAAGUUAAUAAUAAAAUUGA
Venturia canescens is the source of this 16017-nucleotide messenger RNA. It is a transcript of the gene nAChRalpha6, whose product is annotated as nicotinic acetylcholine receptor alpha6. The transcript has 14 exons. The coding region runs from base 776 to 2371 and encodes 531 amino acids. Gene Ontology annotation, cellular component: plasma membrane; postsynaptic membrane; neuron projection. Gene Ontology annotation, molecular function: acetylcholine-gated monoatomic cation-selective channel activity; transmembrane signaling receptor activity. Gene Ontology annotation, biological process: chemical synaptic transmission; regulation of membrane potential; nervous system process. Lineage: Eukaryota; Metazoa; Arthropoda; Insecta; Hymenoptera; Ichneumonidae. The record is from RefSeq and is a predicted model, not a curated record.